AUGAUUGCACAGGCACUUGAAGUUAUAGUCUUUUUAUUUACAUGUUUGGUGUCGUUAUUAGCUGAACAAAGUACUUGUUCAAUGUAUAUACUAGUUCAUGGCGUACAAAAAUAUCAAAGUACACCAACAAGAAAAGUCGACAACAUUGAAAUCAUUGACAAUUACAGUGUUAUUCUUCCAAAUGGUGGCUACUUAAAAGUCAGAAUGGGUCCUAAAUCAUGGCCAUUUUACCAAGGUAACUCAAUAGAUUUAGACUGUCUUGGUCUACAACACUCAAUUUACCAUCAUUUUCACCGCGCAGAUGUUUGUCUAUACGGUGUUUACUUCUACGACUAUUUUAUUGAAUUGGCCAAUAAACACUAUCCAUACCGUUAUCCAAAUGCCACAAAUCAUUCAUUACAAGUGUACCAGAAAAUCGUUUUAGGGUUUUCACAUCAUCCUCAGUAUGGUCACUUCAUGCAUGAUAUGCUUUGUCCGAUUAUGUCAAUGCCUGCUGAAAUUUUGGAAGGUGCAGACAUCUUUGUCCACUUUAAAGAGAACGAAGCCAGAAACAUAUUUUCAUUCUUAGGUUUUGAUCCGAAACGUAUACAUUCACUUACUGGUCAGUGGGUUCAUGGAAUUGAUGUUCAUGCAACAGUUAGUCAAUUUGGAAUCAACGCGAUGUUCCAAGCUUGGAUUGAUUUGCACCAUUACAUAUAUCAAAAAUACAAUUUGUACAAUAUUGCUCCAACACAAAUGACAGCAAUCAAUAAACCAAAAGGAAAUUGGGGAUGUGUUGGAAACUUUGACGCCCUCUUCGAACGAGCCAAGAAAUUAUAUCCAGAAUAUAACUGGAAACUAUAUCCAGCGAGUACAUUGUUUGACAUUGAACGUACAGCAAAGAUUUUAGCAGCAUCUAAGUUAUAUGUUUCAGCAGCAGGUUCUGCGUGUUUCAACUGUAUUUAUAUGCAUGAAAACACACAGAUUUUGUUCUUCACUCGACAGCUUCCAGAUAAUCCAGCGUUAGCAGGUGUUGCAACACUUGGCAUUUUUGCAUAUGCAAUCAGCACUGAAAACUUAUCUAAUGUUUCUCUUUCUGAUUUCGAUCCUGGGCUUCACGAGAUCAUGUAUGUUGUUAAAUAUGGUCAUUGGAAUAAUGGUAUCGAAAACAGAACAGGUCAAUUCCUUGAUUCGUCAUUUUAUAAGAAAGGAUUUGAAAUAUACGCAGAAACAGGAAAAACAAAUAUUCUUGUACCUUCUAAAUCAUUCAGGAAGCACACACAUCGUAAGAUUCAACCAGGUCGCACUUUCAUGGAGUUCUUUUAG
This is a messenger RNA of Trichomonas vaginalis G3, 1305 nucleotides long. Its product is annotated as glycosyltransferase family. NCBI's taxonomy places the organism in Eukaryota, Parabasalia, Trichomonadida, Trichomonadidae. The record is from RefSeq and is a predicted model, not a curated record. The coding region runs from base 1 to 1305 and encodes 434 amino acids. Gene Ontology annotation, molecular function: glycosyltransferase activity. The transcript has a single exon.